UUGAGCUAUGACUUGAUCAGCGGUCUCUCGUUCCUCCACACGCACAACGUCGCGCACCGCGAUGUGAAGCCGGCCAACCUGGUGUACACCGCCGACUAUCGUCUGCAGAUUAUCGACUUCGACAUCGCAUUGCGGGUGGUGGGCGAGGACGAGAUGAGGGAAGGCUUCUGCGGCUCGGCGGGCUGGACGGCACCGGAGGUUGGCAAGACGUACAGCCCCAUCCGGGCGGACAGGUGGUCAUGCGGUCGGGUUCUGGAG
This is a messenger RNA of Fomitopsis serialis, 258 nucleotides long. Its product is annotated as kinase-like domain-containing protein. The transcript has a single exon. NCBI's taxonomy places the organism in Eukaryota, Fungi, Basidiomycota, Agaricomycetes, Polyporales, Fomitopsidaceae. Gene Ontology annotation, molecular function: protein kinase activity; ATP binding. The annotation marks the transcript as partial. Gene Ontology annotation, biological process: protein phosphorylation. The record is from RefSeq and is a predicted model, not a curated record.